CGUAAUUUCUUCCGGAAGAAACACAGCAUUGCACGAAGGGCGGAAUAUAACAACACGAUAACAGCAUACUGUACCAACACAGAAACAACCCGACAGUUUUCAGUGUUUGUGGUUUUGCUCGGCCGCAGAGCUAACGUUAACUUACUUCGCCUCUCCAUGCUGCUGUGCCGGGUUUCGGCAGUUAGCCAGACGCUAGCGAGAUGGGGACGGAGGUCACACCGGGAAGGCGGCCUCCUCCACCGUGCUCUCUCCUACAGCUCCAGCCGCUGUCAUGGUGUCAGUCCAGGAGAAGGCAACGCUCAGCCCGCAGAGGCCGGCAAUGGUCAGGGACUGUACCGAGACACUGUGCUCCUUCCCCGGACUAAGUUCCCAAUGAAACUAAGUGGACAGAAGCUGCUGGACCGAGAGAUAAAGAUACAACAGGAGUGCGGGUUUGCAGAAUUGUACUCCUGGCAAAGAGAGAGGAAGGCCAAGAAGGAAUUCUGCCUACAUGAUGGACCCCCAUAUGCCAAUGGAGACCCUCACGUGGGACAUGCACUCAAUAAGAUUUUGAAAGACAUCCGUAACCGAUUUGAGAUGCUGAGGGGGCGGCAGGUCCAUUACAUCCCAGGAUGGGACUGUCACGGCCUGCCCAUUGAGCUGAAGGCUCUGGGGGAUCUGGGGACCAGCGGCCUCACUCCGCUACAGAUCAGAAAGAAAGCACGGGAGUUUGCAGAGGGCGCCAUAGCUCGUCAGAGAGCUGCUUUCCAGCGCUGGGGUGUGAUGGCUGACUGGGACCAGUGCUACUACACAUACGAUGGAGCCUAUGAGGCUGCUCAGCUGAAAGUCUUCCAAGAGAUGCACAACAAGGGGUUCAUCUACCAGGACUACAAACCAGUCUUCUGGUCUCCUUCAUCAAGAACGGCCCUAGCGGAGGCAGAGUUGGAGUACAACCCUGAGCAUGUGAGCAGAGCCAUCUAUGCCACAUUCCCCCUGAGUACACUGCCACCUGAGAUCGCCUCAAAAGGUUUGGAAGGCGUCUCUGUGUUGGUUUGGACCACCCAGCCUUGGACCAUUCCUACCAACCAGGCCGUCUGUUACAUGCCCAACGCCCAGUACUCUGUGGUAAAAAGGGCAGACAACUCUCAGCUGCUGUUGGUGGCCACUGAGCGCACAGCCAGCAUGGCAGCACUGCUGGGCACAGAGCUUGAGAGUGUAGGCACCUUUACAGGCUCCCAGCUUGAGGGUGGGAUCUGCAAACAUCCCACAAUUCCUGACAAGGAAGUGCGGCUCUUGCCGGCCAAUCAUGUGACUAUGGCAAAAGGAACAGGAUUGGUCCACACGGCGCCAGCUCACGGCAUGGACGAUUACAGUGUGGCUUCACAGUUUAAACUGUCCGUGGAGUGUAUGGUGGAUGAAGAUGGAAAGUUCACUGAGCUGGCCGGCCCUGAGCUGCAGAAUCUGUCUGUGAUGAGUGAGGGCACUGACAAAGUGAUUUCCAUGCUGAAGGAGUGUGGGGCUCUGGUGAAGGAGGAGCAGUGUGUCCACAGUUACCCGUACGACUGGAGGACGAAGCAGCCCAUCGUCAUCAGGCCCAGUAAACAGUGGUUUAUCAACACGGCGUCGCUUAAAGACAAAGCCAAGGAGGCACUGCAGAAAGUGCGCAUUUUGCCAGAGUCGGCGAGGGCUGGUCUCUUGGCCAUGCUGGACAAACGGACGUACUGGUGCAUCUCCAGACAGCGAAGCUGGGGCGUCCCAAUCCCAGUCUUCUACCACAAAGAGACUGGAGAGGCUCUGCUCAACAAACACACAGUGUCCCAUAUAGCAAAUCUCUUCAAAGAAAAGGGCAGUGACUGUUGGUGGGAGCUUCCUAUAGAGACUUUGCUGCCAAACGAGGUGCUCAAGAAGAGUAAAGCCGGUCCAGUUACUGACUACAUUCGUGGAGAAGACGUCCUAGACAUCUGGUUUGACAGCGGAGCUUCAUGGGCUGCUGUACUAGAAGAGGAAAUGGAAGGAGACGCUGAGGAGCCUGAGUCACGUCUCAGCUGGCUCCCUGCUCCACUUCGCAAACCUCUGGUCACAGAGUCAGACCCCAGGGCAGAUGCAUAUGUGGAAGGGAAGGACCAGAUUGGAGGAUGGUUCCAGUCCUCACUGCUCACCAGCGUAGCCGCCAGGAACAAGGCGCCUUACAAGUCUCUGGUGGUCCACGGCUUUGCUGUCGGUGAGAAAGGAGAGAAGAUGUCCAAGUCUCUGGGCAACGUUGUGGAUCCUGAUGAGGUCAUUAAUGGAGGGAAGGAUCCCAGUAUGCCAGCUUAUGGGGCAGAUGUGCUGCGCUGGUGGGUGGCAGAAUCAAAUGUCUUCUCUGAGGUUCAGAUCGGACCAACUGUACUCAACUCAGCCAGAGACAGCAUCAACAAGCUGAGGAACACUCUGAAGUUCCUGCUCGGCAACGUGCAGGGCUUCGACCCACGCGUGCAGGCUGUGGACCCCAAAGAGAUGCACUACAUUGAUCAGUACAUGCUGCACCUUCUUCGCGAGUACAGCAUCAAGGUGACAGACGCCUACAGUGAGUUUGAUGCUGGCAGGGCCAUCCGUGUCCUCCAAGCCUUCAUAACCAGAGACCUUUCCAGCUUUUAUUUCAGCAUCAUCAAAGACAGGUUGUACUGUGAUGCUGAGGACUCGUUGGGCAGAAGAUCAUGUCAGACUGUUUUAGAAGAAAUUCUGGAUGGAGUGACCAGAUCUAUAGCUCCUGUCCUGCCACAUUUAGCUGAAGAGGUCUACCUACAUGCACCAGGACAUGACAAAGGGGAGACAUUAUUUAAGAGCGGAUGGGUCAAAAGCAGUUCUGUGUGGCGGAGACCAGGACUGGAGGAGGCAGUGGAGGGGGCGUGUGCCAUCAGGGACUCCUUCCUGUCCUCCAUUCCAGGCAAAAAUGCAGCUCAGUACGACCUCACCAUUGCCAUUGAACCCUGUUUGCUGUUUGAACUCAUGGAGUCUCUCCAAGAGGAACCCUCCUCCACCUCCUCCCAGCUGGCUGAGCUGAUGAUGGUAGCACGGGUCAACCUGACUGGUCAGCUACCCCGAGAUCUGCCCCCAGAUGCCGUGCUGAGCCACGGCACCUUCCUCAUCAACCUGGAGGGUGGUGUUAUCCGUGAGGACAGUGCCUACAGUAUAGCAGUGGUGCCCACUUCUGCUGCCCGGUGUCCGCGCUGCCGCCGCUACACCGCAGAGUCAGCAGACUGCCUGUGCCCGCGUUGCCAGACCAUCAUUUCACAGGCACACUGACGGGCCACACAUCCUGACAAACACCGUUUUGUUCCCUUGCUUUGGGUGCAGCUCCUCUUAAGGGCUGAAUAGAGACCAGGUUUUACAAUCCCUGUUGCCAUUAGCUGAGAGAUUUCAAACUGACUCUACAUCAGCUGUUGCCUCACUCUGGUUUUCCUUGAUUUUGUCAGCUGCUAGUUACAAGAACCUGCAGCAUGGCUUUGGGAAAGAACGGCUUAAUAGCAGAUAACAAAGCAUACUGUCGCUAAAUGUGCUUCGGGCUUCACUGUAAAUGCACUUACACACUUUUCUAUAACAGCAGGGUGUGAACUCUAAAACCAAAAUGUUUGCGUCAGCCUUGAUCACUUGGCUGUGGCAUGAAUGUGCUGGUUAUACAUGUGAUCUUGUCCAUGAAGCAAUCUGAUAAAGCAUGAGCACAGUUGUUUCUUGUAUGUAAAGAUGGAAACUGAUGAUACUGACUUGUAUUUUCAGUCUGGGAGGGAUGCCAUUCAGGGGGAUUGUGUGUUUUUUUUAAAAUGUGUAAAUACGUGAAAAAGGAAUUAUUUGCGAUGAGUGUCACUGUGUGACAACAGUAGAGAAUUUGUACCGGGUGUAGGUAAGUUCUUGUGAGUGCUUACCUUUGUAUAAUAAAUCCUGUUCAUUGUAAACUUUCCCAUAAAGUUGAAAGUGUAUGAAAGAAAUCUCUAAAUUAUAAAUAAACGGAGUUUUAUCUCUAA
Molecule: messenger RNA, 3980 nt
Organism: Epinephelus moara (kelp grouper)
Lineage: Eukaryota; Metazoa; Chordata; Actinopteri; Perciformes; Serranidae
Gene: iars2
Product: isoleucyl-tRNA synthetase 2, mitochondrial
Exons: 24
Coding region: 157-3264 (1035 amino acids)
Biological process (GO): isoleucyl-tRNA aminoacylation
Cellular component (GO): cytosol
Molecular function (GO): aminoacyl-tRNA deacylase activity; ATP binding; isoleucine-tRNA ligase activity
Source: RefSeq, a predicted model, not a curated record